AUGACUUCUCAGUACUUCUCCAUGUCUGAGCAUGUAUCUUUUGAGGAACACCCCAAAACAAAGAUAGUUGAUGAACCUAUUGCAAUGACAAAGAACUACCAGCAUGUCCUGUCCUUGGCAUUUGCUGUGAAAGAGAUCAAUGAGAAUCCCAAAAUCGUGCCCAACCUCACCUUGGGGUUCCGUAUCUAUGACAGCCACUUUGAUGCAAGGAUAACUUAUCAGAACACCUUGAACCUUCUCUUUCAUCAGAAUAGGACUAUCCCCAACUAUGAAUGUGACACAAAGAGGAAUCCAGUAGCUGUCAUUGGGGGACUUGGUUCUGAAACCUCCGGCCACAUGGCCUCUAUUUUAGGCAUGUACAAGAUCCCACAGGUAACAUAUUGCUUAUACGAUCCAGCAGCACAUGAUAAAACUCAACAAUUAUAUCGAGUUGUGCUCAAUGAAUUAUAUCUGUACAGAAGCAUCAUCCAGCUUCUUCAGCAUUUUCACUGGAAUUGGGUUGGGAUCAUUGCCAAGAAUGAUGACAAAGGAGAAAAGUUUGUGCAGACUAUGGAACACAUGCUUUCCCAGAACGGAAUCUGUGCUGCCUUCAUAGACAGAAUUCCAAGCCAGAGUAGCAUCUGGGGCACUCUUGAUUUGUUAGACAUCUUCCAGAAUAUGACCUUUGCUCAAAACAAGACAGGUGUCAAUGUGUUUAUUGUAAGUGCGGACUCUCACAGCAUGCUAUGUUUGCAAGUGGGACUGAGUAUGAUUGAACCAGAUGCGAUGGCACCAAUACAGAAAGUGUGGGUUAUGACAGCUCAUUGGGAAUUCUCCUCAGAGACAUUUCACAGACACAUUGAUAUCCAGAUCUUCUAUGGUGCCUUAUCCUUUGCAGUUCACUCCAAUGAGGUUCACGGAUUCCAACAUUUCCUUCAGAGCCUGGAUCCUCGCUCUAGAGAGGAUGGUUUUAUCAAGAUCUUCUGGGAACAGUCAUUCAACUGUUUAUUUCCAGAUACUGAUGUGGGUAAAGAGAGCACUAAUACUUGCACUGGGGAAGAGAAGCUUGAGAGUCUUCCUGGGCCCUUUUUUGAAAUGCACAUGACCAGCCAAAGCUACAGCAUUUACAAUGCUGCCUAUGCUGUGGCAUAUGCUUUACAUGCCAUGCAUUUGUCUAGAAGCAAACACAGAGCAAUGGAAGGUAGAGACAAUCUGGAGUCUUUUAAACCAGAACAAUUUCAGCUUCACCCUUUCCUGAGAAGAAUCUCAUUUAACAACAGUGCAGGGGACAAGGUGUCUUUUAAUGAGAAUGGUGAAGUAGAAGCUGGAUUUGAUAUUGUCAACUGGAUUACUUUCCCAAACCAAUCCUUUUUAAGAGUGAAGGUAGGAAGAAUGGACCCUAAAGCUCCAGAGGGCAGAGAAUUCUCCAUUAAUGAGACCAUCAUCACUUGGCACAGCAGAUUUAAUCAGGUUGUGCCUCGUGCUGUGUGCAAUGACAACUGCCAUCCAGGCUACAGCAAAGAAAGGAAAGAGGGCAAGCCAUUUUGCUGCUACGGUUGUACUAAAUGCUCAAAAGGAAAAUUUUCAAACUAUAAAGAUAUGAAUGCAUGUUUCCAGUGCCCAGAUGCUCAGUUUUCAAACAAGGAACAAAAUGGAUGUCUCCCAAAGCGUCUCAAUUUCCUCUCUUUUGAUGGACCUCUGGGUGUCAGUUUAGCCCUUUUGGCUCUCUUUCUUUCUCUGACCACAGCCGUGAUACUUGGAAUUUUCAUCAAGCACCGGAAUACUCCCAUUGUCAAGGCCAACAAUCGGAACCUCUCCUAUUUUCUUCUUCUUGCUCUCUUGCUCUGCUUCCUUUGCUCCUUACUAUUCAUUGGCCGGCCUCAACCACUCACCUGCUUUCUACGUCAAACUGCUUUUGGUAUUGUCUUUUCAGUGGCUGUUUCUUCUGUGUUGGCCAAAACCAUCACUGUGGUACUGGCAUUCAUAGCCACCAAACCGGGAUCCAAAAUGAGAAAAUGGGUGGGGACAAGGUUUGCAAACUCUGUUGUUCUCUGCUGCUCCUUUACUCAAGCAGGUAUUUGCAUGGCAUGGCUGUGGACUGCCCCUCCUUUCCCAGAUGUUGACAUGCACUCUUUGGCUGAAGAAAUCAUACUGGAAUGCAAUGAAGGAUCAACCCAGAUGUUCUAUUGUGUUCUGGGCUACAUGGGAUUUCUGGCUCUUGCAAGCUUUAUUAUGGCUUUCCUGGGGAGAAAACUUCCUGACACUUUUAAUGAAGCCAAGUUUAUCACUUUCAGCAUGUUGGUAUUUUGCAGUGUUUGGGUUUCUUUUGUUCCAACUUAUCUAAGUACUAAAGGAAAAUACAUGGUGGCUGUGGAGAUUUUCUCCAUCUUGGCCUCCAGUGCUGGGUUACUGGGUUGUAUCUUUUGUCCAAAAUGUUACAUUAUUAUCCUAAGGCCUGAACUAAAUAAAAAGGAUCAGCUAAUAAGACGAAAUUACUAG
Molecule: messenger RNA, 2478 nt
Organism: Gekko japonicus
Lineage: Eukaryota; Metazoa; Chordata; Lepidosauria; Squamata; Gekkonidae
Product: vomeronasal type-2 receptor 26-like
Exons: 6
Coding region: 1-2478 (825 amino acids)
Biological process (GO): G protein-coupled receptor signaling pathway
Cellular component (GO): membrane
Molecular function (GO): G protein-coupled receptor activity
Source: RefSeq, a predicted model, not a curated record